Messenger RNA from Rhincodon typus (whale shark), 1889 nucleotides. RefSeq names its product cytochrome P450 7A1. The coding region runs from base 246 to 1784 and encodes 512 amino acids. Lineage: Eukaryota; Metazoa; Chordata; Chondrichthyes; Orectolobiformes; Rhincodontidae. Gene Ontology annotation, molecular function: heme binding; oxidoreductase activity, acting on paired donors, with incorporation or reduction of molecular oxygen; steroid hydroxylase activity. Gene Ontology annotation, biological process: cholesterol homeostasis; bile acid biosynthetic process. The transcript has 6 exons. The record is from RefSeq and is a predicted model, not a curated record.
CAGCUUCAAGGGCUGUGUCUGUGGCACUGUGCCUGGCUAAAGUUCAUAACAUCGCCGAAUCCAAGCCACGACCUGCCUGUGGUUUGCUUGUCCGCUCUGAAAGGCCUUUACCCUGUUCACAGCGGCUUUCUUUCCCGGACCGGAAGGAGCUGUCUUUGGCGGUGGAUCCGGGGAAAUCGAAGGGAAGCUCUACUGAACCUCUGUUAUUGCUGGCAUCUCCUGCUGUUACGGACGAAUUACCCCCAAUGGCAGUGCUGAGUGUGUGGGUCGUGGGCACGUUGGCAGCACUCACUCUCGGCUUGUUCCUGCUGCUAAAGAUCAGGAGAAGAAGAGAGGGGGAGCCUCCCAUUGAAAAUGGUUGGAUUCCAUUCAUUGGUUGUGCUUUAGAGUUUAGUGCUAAUCCUCUUAAGUUUCUGCAAACUCGCCAGAAGAAAUAUGGAGAUGUUUUUACAUGUAAAAUAGCUGGAAACUUCAUCACGUUCAUCACCGACCCCUUCUCAUACAGCUCUGUAAUUCGACAUGGAAAACAUCUGGAUUUUCAGACCAUUGCAUUAAAAAUUUCAAGAAGGGUAUUUGGUCAUGCAGAUUUUACCGAUGCUAAAUAUGGCGUAAGCUAUGACGAGAUUCAUCAAAUCUUCAACAAGACCCUGCAGGGAAUCUCUUUGGACCCUCUGAUCUCAAGCAUGAUGGAAAACCUCCAGUUUGUGAUGUUACAAGACAAGAAAGAGUCAGAUUCUAGAAACUGGACCACUGAAAGCCUUUAUGCAUUUUCAUACAGGAUAAUGUUUGAAGCUGGGUAUUUAACACUCUUUGGAAAAAGUGAAAAAGAAAUGAAACAUAAUAAGAUUGAAAAGAUAAAGGCUCAGCAUACUGCCAUUCAGUCUAUCAUGGAGAACUUUAAGGUGUUUGACAAUGUAUUUCCUCUUCUGGCUGCUGGUAUUCCAAUUUUAUUUUUGAAAGUUGCCAAGCGAUCAAGAAUGGCUCUAGCACAAGCAUUACUGCACAAAAACCUAAGACAGAAUGACAAUAAAUCUAGCCUUAUAGAGGAAAGAAUGGCACUUUUUGAUCGUUCACCUGCACUUGAUGAUCUUAGCAAAGGGAAGACUCAUAUCACAAUGCUAUGGGCUUCACAGGCAAAUACACUUCCUGCUGCCUUCUGGAGUGUAUAUUAUUUACUAAGGUCUCAAGAAGCACUGAAAGCAGUGAAAAAUGAAAUUGAAAACUUGCUUUGUGUGACAAAUCAGAAGCCUGGAGACAUUAAUAAUCCCAUUAUCUUCACCAGAGAACAAUUAGAUAGCAUGACAGCUAUGGGUAGUCUAAUAAAUGAAAGUCUACGCUUAUCGAGUGCAUCAAUAAUGCUGCGUGUUGCUACUGAGGAUUUUGUCCUAACUCUGGAUGGGGGUACAAAGCUGGCUGUUCGAAAAGGAGAUCAAAUUGGUUUAUAUCCUCAACAACUGCAUUUCAAUCCAGAAAUUUAUGAGGAUCCCUUGGAAUUUAAAUAUGACAGAUUUGUGGAUGAAAAUGGAAGAGAGAAGACCACAUUCUACAAAAAUGGUAGAAAGCUGAAAUACUAUCUCAUGCCUUUUGGUUCUGGAACCAGUAUGUGUCCUGGUCGCUAUUUUGCAAUCAAUGAGAUCAAACAGUUUUUGGCUUUGCUGCUCUGUUAUUAUGACAUGGAACUGCUUGAUGCCACUGCACCCAUUCCACCCCUUGAUAACUCAAGGGUUGGACUUGGAAUUCUGCAACCAUUGCAUGAUGUUCAAUUUCGCUACCAGACCAAAUAAUAAUGGUAUAGUGAUUCCACAGAAGGCAGAAAUUUAACAUGCCCCCUUACAGAAACACAGCUUUUCCCCAUUGAUACCUAAAUGAAAAAUAACAUGUAGAAAAAA